Molecule: messenger RNA, 336 nt
Organism: Staurois parvus
Lineage: Eukaryota; Metazoa; Chordata; Amphibia; Anura; Ranidae
Source: the annotation of a GenBank genome assembly
CUUUCCAACCAGUACCAUCCUGCCACCUGAAUCCUCUCCUCUCGGCCUGAUGCCUGUACUCAGCCUGAUGCCUGCCAGUUGACUCGAUGCCCACUGUUGAUCCAGAUGAUCCGGUACCUGAUCCCGGUGCCCGCUGUCGAGCCAGACAAUCCGGUACCUGAUGACCCGGUGCCCGCUGUCAUGCCAGUUGACUCAGAGCCUGCUGUCGUGCCUGGUGACUCGGUGCCCACUGCCUUGCCAGAUGACGCGGUGCCCGCUGGCGAGCUAAAUGGCCUGGUGACCCAGUGCCCGCUGUCAUGCCUGGUGACUCGAUGCCCGCUGUCGAGCCAGACGAUC